AGCACGGGGCCUUCCUCAUCAGAGAUAGUGAGAGCAGAAGGGAUGAUUAUUCACUCUCUGUGAGAGACGAUGAUACAGUGAAGCACUAUAGGAUCCGUCAGUUGGAUGAGGGGGGCUUCUACAUUGCACGACGAGCCACAUUCAGAACGUUGUCUCACCUCGUUGAACACUACACCAAGGAUGCAGAUGGGCUGUGUGUCAAUCUCCGCAAGCCAUGCACCCAGGUCAACAACACAACUCCUGUUGCUAUCAAGACCCUCAAGCCUGGUACCAUGGACCCAAAAGAUUUCUUGGCUGAAGCUCAGAUAAUGAAGAAGCUGAGGCACCCAAAACUCAUCCAACUGUACGCUGUGUGCACCCAAGAUGAACCAAUUUAUAUCGUCACUGAACUCAUGAAGUAUGGAAGUUUACUGGAAUAUCUUCAAGGUAAAGGACGCGGUCUUUCCCUUCCACAAAGGAUUGAUAUAGCUGCUCAGAUUGCAUGUGGCAUGGCUUACCUGGAGUCACAGAACUAUAUUCACAGAGAUCUAGCUGCUCGCAACAUUCUCGUCGGCGAGGUCAACAGCGUUAAAAUUGCUGACUUUGGACUGGCUCGAGUAAUCAAAGACGACGAAUAUGAGGCAAGGGUUGGUGCGAGAUUUCCCAUUAAGUGGACUGCUCCGGAAGCCGCCAACUACAACAGGUUCACCAUCAAGUCCGAUGUCUGGUCUUUUGGAAUUCUCUUAACUGAAAUUGUGACCUUUGGAAGGCUUCCCUAUCCAGUCAAAAUUCGUCGGUUACGUUGCUGUUUGCACUUGGCUUUACCGUCCAACAAAUGUUUGACAUUGAGGGAGCAUCAGCAGGAUGACGUGAGGGGCAUGACGAACGCGGAAGUCCUUCACCAGGUGGAGCACGGCUACCGAAUGCCCUGCCCUCCCAACACCCCACAGGCCCUCUACGACAUCAUGCUGGACUGCUGGAAGAAGGACGAGAUGGAGAGGCCCACCUUUGAAACUCUGCAGUGGAGGCUCGAGGAAUUCUUCACGUUGCCAUCCAGUGAAUACACGGACUCCAAUAAUAUGGCUAAUAAAUAAAUUUAUUACAGUAAUUUUAUUUUACUUUUCACUGUAUACAUAUGAAGCUAUCGCCGUGAACCAAUCUACUGAAAGGGUUGGCAACGGUGUAAGUUAAUGUUUUAAACAACUUAUUUCCUCCUAUUUUUUUACUUAGCACGAUUUUGUUAGGCGUUUCAUUGUUAUGCAAGUGAAAGAUAUGCGUGCUCACGCACAUAACAAAGUACUAGGUCAUUUGGAAUGUCUCGACUCGUUUGUGUAUGUGAGCUUGCCUGUUUGCCUGUCUGCACGUUGUGAAAUAUUGAAUGAUAGGUUGGCAUUAGCAAAGAAGUUAAUGAUCUGACAAAUGACUGAUGUGCAAAUAUUUUAAUUUGAAAUUUCUUUUUUAUUGUUUGAGAAUAUAUCAUACAUCAUUAAUUGUAAAUGUCAUUCAGUUUUUGUUGUUUUGUAUACUUUUACUGUAAUAUUUUUAAUUUUACUGUAAGACACUAUUAAUAUACACCACAAUAUACUGUAAUAUACUCUAGCGCUUAUCUAUCCAAGCGAUGUCAGUUAAUGCGUGUUUAUGAUCGUUAGUUGAUAUUUAGCUAGGCUGGUUACAUCUUUUUGCCUAACCUAUUAGGCCGAAAAACUUCAAACAUAAUAUUCCAGUUGCAAAUAUGAUUGUGUUAUC
Molecule: messenger RNA, 1725 nt
Organism: Helobdella robusta
Lineage: Eukaryota; Metazoa; Annelida; Clitellata; Rhynchobdellida; Glossiphoniidae
Exons: 7
Coding region: 273-1073 (266 amino acids)
Biological process (GO): innate immune response; protein phosphorylation; cell surface receptor protein tyrosine kinase signaling pathway
Cellular component (GO): extrinsic component of cytoplasmic side of plasma membrane
Molecular function (GO): ATP binding; signaling receptor binding; non-membrane spanning protein tyrosine kinase activity
Source: RefSeq, a predicted model, not a curated record